AUGUACAUGUGGAUCCGGGUCCGUCGCGUGCCUGUGGAUAUCGUACGCCUCGCAGAUACGCCGCCGUACUUCCAGUGGGAAGACUUCCCGCAGCAUUUCCGUCUCCCUACCACCUACUCCUCCCUGGCCGUGGGAAGGAAGGUAGUCGACGCAGCAGACGGGUUCGUGACGACCACUCUGUAG
Molecule: messenger RNA, 183 nt
Organism: Dacryopinax primogenitus
Lineage: Eukaryota; Fungi; Basidiomycota; Dacrymycetes; Dacrymycetales; Dacrymycetaceae
Exons: 2
Coding region: 1-183 (60 amino acids)
Source: RefSeq, a predicted model, not a curated record